Messenger RNA from Hydractinia symbiolongicarpus, 3472 nucleotides. RefSeq names its product general transcriptional corepressor trfA-like. Lineage: Eukaryota; Metazoa; Cnidaria; Hydrozoa; Anthoathecata; Hydractiniidae. Bases 120 to 2813 code for a protein of 897 amino acids. Gene Ontology annotation, cellular component: nucleus. The record is from RefSeq and is a predicted model, not a curated record. Gene Ontology annotation, molecular function: RNA polymerase II cis-regulatory region sequence-specific DNA binding; DNA-binding transcription factor activity, RNA polymerase II-specific. The transcript is spliced from 18 exons. Gene Ontology annotation, biological process: regulation of transcription by RNA polymerase II.
CAUGUGUACAUAAUCCGGCUGUCCCGGUUGUAAACAGGCCGUUUUCGCAAUCUGGGCAGAACAUAGUUGCUCCACGGUUCUGUCCACAUGGAGUGAACAGUGAAGAUCUCCUAAUUGACAUGGCAAAUAACGAUGAUUCGUCGGAUGGUCCAAUGAAAAAGAAGAAGAAGAAAUUAUUUUCCCACAAGGGUAAUCUACUAGACGAACCCGUUAGCUUUGAUUUUAAUGUGAACAAUGACAGUAUGUCUUUAAAUAUAAAGUUUAAAAGAAAUCCUGAUUUGGAUGCUAACAAUAAUAAUGAAGAUAAAAUAAAGCCAAAAAAAAAGGCCACUCGCCCAGUUCCAUUUACAGACGAACCAAGUUUCGAUAGCAGCGUGGAAAUUGUAAAAGAAAAAAAGAAAAAGAAGAAAAAAAAGAGAAGUAAUGAGAUAACCCAUGCUAAUGAGGCAACACAUAAGAAAAAGAAAAAAUUAUUUUCUUAUAAAAAUGAAGUAUUUGACACAGAUGAUAGUGAUGUAAAGCCAAUACUAAAUAAUGCAUCGGGUUCAUUGGACCAGCAAUCUACUUACGAUGACACUGCUUCAACAUCGCUUGAACUAGAGGAAAGAAAAAAAAAGAAAAAGAAGAAGAAGGAGAAAUGUGUUGAUGCUCUGCAGGAUGAUAAGCAUAAUGACACUGAACUUUCAAAAAAAGAAAAAAAGAAAAAAAGGUCAACGUCUGAACUGGAUGAGAUACAGUUACAGAAUCGGAACGAAGUUGAUUUUGAAAGCAGUAUUAAAAUAGAAGAAGAUAUUCCUAUGGAUAAAAAAAUUGAGGAAAACAUUUCUAUUGAUAGCAGUAAAAAAGAGAAAAAGAAGAAGAAGAAGAAGAGAAAAAAGACUAAAGAGAGUUGGGGUGAAACUACAAAGGAUCAAAUAGCUGAAGGGGAUGAUGCGAAUGACACUACAGAAAGUGCAGUUUUUCUUAUUAAGAAAGAAGAAGGAGAUGAUGAGACUCAUGUUAAGAAAACUAAAAAGCGUUCAAAAAAGAAGAAACAUAAAGAGAGUUAUGAAACAAAGGAAUCCUCUGUAGAAGUUGACGUGACGAACGAGUCAAGAAAGAGACGUAGUAGUGUGAUUUAUGAGAAAAGUGAUGCUGAUGAAGACCACGACAUUGAUGAUGAAUUGGUUAACGUUAAGAAAGAAGAUCCUGAAGGAAAUAACGCCGAGAUGGAAGAAAAAAUGGAUCACUUAAAGAAGAAGAAGAAAAAGAGAAAGAAAAAACAGUUUGAUGAUAAAGAAGAUGAAUUGACAUGCGAUGAAGUGAACAAGAAGAAGAAGAAGAAGAAAAAAAUAGAAGUUACUCCAGAAGAAGUCCCUUUAUGUGAUACUGUUUCGUCGACUACUGUGUCAUUGCCUACUGAUGAUCUAGAAAUAACUUUCAACCCUUCCACAUUUUUUCAAUCCACACCAAGUUUACGAAGUAUACCAAAAACACAGUUAGUUAGCAAUCAAAACGAUUUAUCCGCAUCCGAUAAAGAAACUUUCGCAGAGACUGCUUCUGAAUCUUAUUCCGCACCAAGUGCGCAAACCAUCAAAAUAACAGGAUCGGGUGCACCUGUAGUUUCACGUCUCUCUAAAACGAAUUCACCAACUUUGAAAGAAGAAUCAGUAGCGAAUUCUAAAGCAAGUGAAGAAUCAGUUAGUAAAUCAACGCCCGUAUCAAAUUCAAAAUCGCUUGGCCAAAUCACACAGAAAACGAAAUUGAAGGACUUGUCGAUGAAAAAACAGGUUAAAGAAAACGAGGUGAUUGAUUUAACUGGUGAUGUAUCACGCUUCAAACAGUCGUAUGUGAAACAGGCUAAGUUUUUUAACAAUUCCCUGCAAAAACAUGACCUUCUUAUGAACCAUAAAGUCACUCGAAAGCAGUUGGAAGAAGCGGGCGUUAAGUGUAAUUUCGGGGCGUGGACAAAGGAGGAACUCGAUAUAUUAAACGAAAACAUGAAACGAUUUGUGAAGAAUUAUAACAUUAGGGACUUGAAGGAUUAUUUUGAACAUGCAAAAGGCGAAGACAGUCGUGAGAUGAUGUGCGAAUUAGCCGAAAACAUUAAUAGACCCGUCCUCCGGAUUCGGUUAAAGGUUAAGGAUUUGCUCGGUGAGAAGCCAGAUAGAGUUGUGUUUACGAAAACACAAGUGCAGAAGUUAAUACAGCUUCAAAAAACUCACGGUAGUAACUGGACGUUGAUCAGUGAGAAAAUGGGCAUCCCUUCACUCUCACUUAAAAGCAAAUUCAGCAAACUGAAAGGUGUGAUAAACGUUGACGGAGAAGCGAUUCCAAAAGAACUUUCUUUCAAUGACAAGCAUGCUCGAUUUAGUGAAAAAGAGGAUGAAAUGAUUUUGAGGGCGGUAAAUAAAUUGGCCAAGGAUGAGAAUGGAGAUGUGGAUAGAGAAAAAAUUAAUUGGGUUCUUGUUUCACAACAUGUUGGGACCAGGACUUCAGGUGCAUGUCGCCAACGUUACCUCAAUUAUUUGUGUAAGAAAUACGACAGCAGUUGUUUGGUGCGACACACGCAGAUGUCAAAAAUAGAAGGAAGAAAAUUUUCCGAGAAUCGUAGUGCAUUUUUUUCGAAAGUUGUAGAUCUUUUGUACUCUAGUAAUAUUACGCAGAAGGUUGAUAUAAAUUGGAGUGAAGUUGCGAAGAAAACCAACAGUGAUGUUGAUCCUGUGGUUCUGAGGAAAAAGUUUUUUAAUCGCGUAGCACAACGCGUACCAAUGCAUGGACAAAAAUCGUUUGAUCAAAUAUUAGAAUUUCUAAAGCUCGAUAGAAAAUUUUAGGUUUUAAUAUUGUUUUAAUUUUUAGAAAAUAUAGACUUCACUGCCGUAAGAAGCCCUACCCCCCGUUUUAUCGUACAAACUGUUGCACUGAUUUUAUUGAAUUUUGCAUUUUCCGACAAUUCAAAGGGUGCUAAUUUUUAAGACCCCCUCCCCUUAGAAAAUAAAUCAGCCUUCUACGGCACUGAUGGAUUUUACGAUGUGUAUAUAAUUAGAUAUAACUAGUCGUUAGCCCGUGGAAAAUCCACGGGUUCACCCGUCGCAGCUAAGCUACCAUUUUGCUUGACAGACAUAUACAGACGUAUACGGGCAUUAUAAUAUAGAUUCGUUGUGUUUACAUCCUGAUAAAAUAUUACAUAGUCAGGAGACAUCUGAAAAGGUAAAAAGAACGUUUUCAACAUUUUUUUAACGAUAAAUAACCGAAGUGAAACAGAGUUAUAAACGUUCUCUGGCUUUUCUCCUAAGCUUAACAUUUUCAGUAGGAUCAGUUUUUUAUUCUUAAAAAUAAGUUGUGUGGCUUUGCAUUUAUUAUUGCUUGUUUUUUUGUCGCGAAAAAAUAAAUAUGUAUGUAAAUAUAUCUAACCCAUCUCGGCAGUGGAAAUAACAUUUUCAUUUUUUUGUCACUGUGAUUGAAAAGAGUGAAAGGCUACAUAACCUUAGAA